Molecule: messenger RNA, 2422 nt
Organism: Phyllotreta striolata
Lineage: Eukaryota; Metazoa; Arthropoda; Insecta; Coleoptera; Chrysomelidae
Source: the annotation of a GenBank genome assembly
AAAUUUUAAAAUAUUUAAAAUUUUUAUAAUUAGUUGGAAACGUGGCAACGCAGCGGUAGAAUUACAUCCGAAUUUGACCGAUUGUAGGCGGUAAAACGACGAAAACGUGACUAACAAUACGAACAUGAAUUAAAUUCGUUUGAUCUAUUUACGAUUAAGUUACUAGCAGGUAGCUUUAAAAAAUCGUGGAAUCGUUUCGAAUACAGACUUGCAUUCGCUGUUGUAUGAAUUAAAAAUCAAAAUUUAAAAAAAGCGCUCCCUGGUGACGGCAUUAUGUAAACAUCCAAAAAGAAGUCGUGUCAAACUCGUGUUAACACGAACCCCUCCAACUCGAAAGUUUCACAUUUUUUUGCGAAAAAAUCACAAGCGGUAACCGGCCAAGUUCGCGUCUAAAAUAAUAGAAAUUAAAUCCGCAAACGGUUUUCGCGAUUAGUUUGAAUAAAGUCGUCGAUUUAACGAAAGCCGGUCAAUCGGUCGUCAACGGCUCGACUCGGCCCGAACGGUCGCCAUCUUAGUUUUCGAACAAAGCUGGUUAGCCGGAGCCGGUCAGUAGAGCGUCGGUGCUUCGAAUCGUAAACGUCGCGAGUUCUAAAGUGAAUCUUGACCUAAAAGUCCGAUUUAUCGCACUAAUUUUUAUAUAAAACCCAUCGAAAAUGAGUUCCACGGAAAACGAGGUCGCCGUAGAGAAAUUAGACAACGAAAAAAACGCCGCCGAUGGAAAGACGACGGACCUGAAAGGAACGAAGCGAGCGGCAGAGGAUAAAAUUGAAGAGGCGAAGAAGGCGAAAAAAGAGGAGAACGGGGCCAAUUCGGAGGGUGAGGACCUAGACGAAGAAGAGGAGGAAGGUAUCGAAGAAGAAGAGGAGGAAGGCGACGAAGAAUUGCACGAGGGCGAUGAUGAGGAGAUCGAGGGGGAAGAAGAUGACGAGGACGUGGAAGGGGAAGAAGGCGUCGAGGAGGAGGACGACGACGCAUAAUAAAGUUGGGGACGCCGUCGACCCGUGUGAAAAAAAUAUAAAACCCUGACGGACAAUCUAUUUUAGUGUAAAAAGUCUCGAGUUACUUUGUGGACUUAAUUCUUCAUAUUUGUUUUUUUUUUUUAAUUCGGUUUUUCAGUUAUCAUAGUUAGGUAAUUUUUGGUGCGUGUCUAUAAGAGAAAAAUAUUAAUCUGAAUAUUCCGCCCCCUCGUUAAAAUACAGGACCGUUUUUUAAAUAUAUAGAUCAACUCACAUUGAGAAAUAAACAGUACUGUAUUCGUAAUUUUUUUAAUUUUGUAUUUCCACAGGCUACCUCGCGAUUUUUGUCACGAAAAUGCAAAAACGCAAAAUGGGUUCUUUUUUUUUAUAUUUGUAUGAAAAAAGGACUCCAACUAGUUUGGUGACCGUGCGAAAACUGCGUGUGAGUCGCGGUACCUGACUAAAAUUUAACUUAUUACGUAUCCCCCUUCGAUUUGUAUAAAAACAUGUCCAUUUUUUCUUAUUUGUGUAAAGAUAGAUAUAAAUUUAGCUUAAGUUGGUUAAUUUUGAUCUUAUCACAAUAGUUUUGGCGUUUUGGUUUACCUUUUUUUUAAUUGAAUGUACAAAAGAGUUGUCUUGUAAUGUAAAAUGUAAACCUUUUUGCAGGAAAGUCUUAGAUAUUAAUGCAAAGAAGUACAUUAAAUAGUGUUUCACGAUUUGUAAAUUGUAAUAGUUUCAAAACGGUUUUUUUAAUAAUUUUUUGAGCAUAUAUGGAGAGACAGGAGGGCAAUAAAGCGUUUACCGUAGGCUAAAAAUAUAGGGACUUAGUCUAAACUGUUUAUUUUUUUUUUAAUUAGAUCAGUGUGUUUUCUUGUAAGUAUGAUAUUUGUAAUUAAUUUUUUAAUUCAAUUUUAGAUUUUUUCAUUCAUUGGUCGACUGGUGCUAUAAAACAAGAAAAAGAGCGGGAAUCCCUUAAAAUUCUCUACAUUUCACUCUUUUGGUCACAAUUUGUAAUGUUUUUGCAUUUUUUUCUAUAAGAAAAAUGCGAAAAUAUCACAGAAUGGUAUUACAUAUUAAAUACAAAGUAUACAAAACUUUUGCUAAUUGCUACUUACUAUUUUUAUGGUAUAGAAACUUAUCUAAAUUUAUUCAAGCGCUCUUUUUCUUGAAUUUAUUUUAACGCAGACUACAUUAUUUUCAAAUUGCCACCAAUUUGUAAUGUCUGAUAUAGAAUUCCCCCAAUAAAUGAUUUUUGAUACGCUGCUAUUUUUAUAACUCCUUGGAAAGUAAUACAAUUUAUGCUAUUUUAUUUUCUGAAAUUCAACGUGGCAAUUUGUGGAUAAUCCUAUUUUGACCGUAACUUUUUUUAUAGGCAAAUGUAUGAUUUCGAGCGUUUCUGCGUACGCAAGGCGUAUUUUUAACCCGGCUAUAUUUUUUACACGAAACUACAGAGCGACCUUUUUUUU